UCUCUCUCUCUCUUGUCUGAGUGCUGAAGUCGGAGGCGCUCCUCGGGUUUGCCACUGCGCACCGCGGCAUCGCUUCUCACCACACUGUGCGGACUGUUGCUGCGCCCGGAGCACCUGCAGGCGCUGAAAGAAGAAAAAGAAGAAGAAGAAGAAGAAGGGGGGAGGGAAGAAGUGGACAGCGAUUGCCUAAAGAGACAUCUGAGAGAGGAGAGGAAGGAGAAGGGUGCCGGACAGGCGGGAGGAGCGCACCAUGGCCUCAAAGGAGACUACAGCGGCGGGCUUUGCCAACGUCAACAGGGAAAUCACAGAGAGCAUCAGAAAGGUGCUGGACAAACAAGCCAUUAAGUUUGUGCGAGCCGUCAAGCAGGACAUGAGGAGCGGCAAGUCAGAGGACAGGAUUCUGGUCCUGGCAACAUGGAGACUGUAUCUCUUUGCUGUCAAAGUGCCCACCAAGGUCGAGGUCACCUUCAAUUUUUUGGAAAUCAGAGCAAUGAACACCUACCCAGAACACCAGGUAAUCAUCGAUACAGACAAGACCACCUACUCGCUGAGGCUGCAGACCCAGGAACAGCUGGAUCACAUGGUCAGCCACAUCAACUAUGCCCUCUCCAGAGUCUUCAACAACUCAAUUUAUGCCCCUCCUAUUUGUCGAGCAGAGGGAGAAAUGCCCGAUGGGAGUCACAAGUUUUCACCGAACUCUGAGUCAUCAUUAGAUCCCCAGAAAACUUGCGGAGGUUUUUCUGAGACUUAUGCAGCUCUCUGCGAUUACAACGGUAUUGGCUGCAAAGAAGAAGUGCAGUGGGAUGUUGACACAAUCUAUCACUCUCAGGACAACAGGGAGUUCAACUUACUGGAUUUCAGCCACCUCGACAGCAGGGACUUGGCAGUGAUUGUGGCAUCCAUUGCCUACAACACCUGGUUCACCAAGCUGUACUGCAAAGACAUGCGCAUAGGGUCAGAGGUCGUGGACCAGGUUCUACACACAAUCAGCAAGUCCAACAGUCUGGAGGAGCUCACUCUGGAGAAUGCGGGACUCAAAUCGGAUUUUCCACAGAAGAUGGCAUCUGCGUUAUCAGAGAACCCAGCCUCUGUGAUUCACUCUCUCAACUUGGCUCAUAACACACUAGACAACCAAGGAGUUUCCAACCUUAUUCAACAGGUGUGUCGCCUUAACAAGGGCCUGCGUCUCCUCAACCUCUCCAAGACUUCACUUUCCUCAAAGGGUGUGGUUUCAUUGUCCCAGGCACUGUGCUCAGCUGACGACUAUUCCAAUUCUCUGCUGCAUCUGGACCUUAGCAAAAACCCUGGGGUCUUAUCUGGAGAGGACGCUACAAACCUGUACCUCUUCCUGGCCCAGCCUAACUGCCUGGUCCACUUGGACCUGUCUGGGACAGACUGCACUGUGGACUCGUUGUUUGGGGCCUUGCUGCGAGGCUGCUGCGCUGACCUCUCCUACCUGAAUCUCUCCAAGAACUCCUUCUCUCACAGAAAAGCCAGAGAUUCUCUGCCAACUUUCCGUCAGUUCUUCAGCUCAGCAUUCAGCCUCACACAUGUCAGCCUGGCCUCUAUGAAGGUCCCCCCUGAUUCGAUGAGGGCGCUGUUCCUCGGUUUGUCCAAUAACCCUCAUAUCACUGAUUUACACCUGGACAUCAGCAGCUGUGAGUUGAGGUCAGCAGGUGCCGGGGUGAUUCAGGAGCUGUUUCCUCGAGUUUCAUGCGUGGGGACUUUAGAUAUCUCUGAUAAUGGUUUGGAUGCUGACUUGCUGGCUGUCAUCCCAGCGUUCUCACGGCAUCCCUCCCUCAAACACCUGAUGCUGGGAAAGAACUUCAACAUCAAGGGCAGGGUGCUGGAUGAAAUUCUGCAGAAACUAGUUCAUUUGGUGCAAGAAGAAGAGUGUGCCCUGCAGUCCCUCUCGCUGGCUGACUCGAGGCUUCGGCAGCGGGGCACAGUGCUGGUCAACGCCCUGGGCUCCAACGCUUGCUUACGGAAGGUGGACCUGAGCGGCAACCUCCUGGAGGACUCUGGGGCCAAGAUGCUCAGCAAAGCUCUGCAGAUUAACACAACACUUAGGAGUGUGACGUGGGAUCGCAACAACACCACGGCGACAGGCUUCCAAGAUGUGGCGAGAGCGUUGGAGCACAACUUUACCUUGCAAUACAUGCCCCUGCCCCUCAGCGAUGUCACUCAAGCGCACCGCAGCGCCCCAGAGAAGACCGACCAAGCCCUGACCAAGAUCCAGCGUGCCCUGCUAAGGAACAACCAGACUCAGCGUUUCUCUCAGAAACAGGCUCUCAGGCUGCACCAAGGCCUCGUCACCAGCACUGCUGAACAGGUGAUGGAGCGUCUGUGUGUACGGGUGCAGCAGCAAGUUUGUGUCCUGAAAGGCUGCGAGGAAGGAGAGGAGGUCCAGACGGCUAGACAGAUCCUCAAAGAAGCAAGGAACUCGAGAGCUCUGUAUCCAUCUCUGUGUGAGCUGGCCCACGUGUUGUCAGUGGAUGGACCUGUUAAACAGCGCCUGGACACUCUGGCAGGAGAGCUGGCCAAGGCUGCAGACAAAGAACUGCAGGUGGUUGUGGACUCCAUGGUGUCCCUUUGCCGUGAGUUGUGCCCCAUGUCCUGCUCAGCAGCUGAGAGACUGAGUCCACCUUUGUCGUCCAUCUCUGAACAAGUUUCUAUCCCUCGCUCCGCCAUCCGCAACGCCCUGAUGGAGAGGGCGGCAGAGGACAUCAACAGAGCUCUGGAAGAAGUGAAGCUGUCUGUGGUCUCCUAUCUGACCAACUCCAUAGUUGAUCAGAUUCUACAAGAGCUCUACACCACCCAUAAAACCCUGCUGCGGCAGGUGUCCCAGGCAAAGCGUUGGGACGAUGUCGGGACGGGCAGACGCACUGUCAGACAGUCCAGAAUAGUCGAGUCUCUGGAAUUCCCCGAUGAGGACUUUGGUGUCAACCUGGGAAUAGACACCAUGGCCAUUAAGAAGCGGAGCUCCAGAACUAGAAGAAUUCGACCCGUCUCCACCAGACUGAGUUUAGGCGAGGAGCCCAGUUCCUCUCCGACACCUUCAGCUCCACCUCACUCUGCCCCUCUUACCCACUCGGCAUCAUGGGAGUGUCUGUCCACUCUCCCCACCAAUGGAUCCCCCUUACGCCACGUGACCCACGCCAGGCCACGCCCACCACGGCGACACAGAGCAGGACACCUACCUCCUGAAUCCCAUUGCUCUGAGAAUGGAGGAGUCAACAUGCUGGAGGACGGACUGCCUGAUUUCUACAGCAAACGAGUUUUACCUGACAGUCAGUUGUCGUCCCUGCAUCAGGCCCAGUCUCUGAGGAGGAAGAAAAGACGAAGUGUGUUGUCCAUUUUCUCAGGAUUCCGCAAGAACCGCAACUCCACCAUCUCUAAUCAGGACUCGGACAGCGCCUCAGAGAAUGUCUACUCCAUGAUUCAGCAUCCUAAAGAUGCCGUGAGGCCGGAGAGCGUUGUCCCAGGAGCAAAUGGGAGCAUGCCUUCACCUCACCCAACUCAGGGCAUGCCGGUGCAUGGGAUGAGAACUGCCAGCCCCCCCUGCCUCAUCCAAAGACAGUCCACAGACCUGGUCAGCAUGGUGUACAGCUGCAUCGGGGCAGAAAUCGAAGACUCCGAUGGCAGCAGCAACUGUGACAUCAAAGGGAUAGACCAGGAUGCUGACAGAUCAGUCACCAUCUCAGAUGCCCCGACAGAUACUCGAACUAACGGCCACGUGGUGUCCUCCAAACAACAGACGGACAGACAGAUGGAGACAGCCAGGCAGGAGAGGAUUGUGCCCCUGACAGACUCGCGGACUGAGAUAGAAGAUGAUGUGCAGAGCAGCGGAGGUGGAAUCGUGGCCCCCGGUGGGCCAAGGCCAGAGCCGCCUCCACAGAGUGCUAAGCCCAGUUUGGCUGUCAUGAGGCAGAGACACCUGCAGGAGAGUUUAGAAGAAGCAGGAAGGCUGGAGGCAGAGGGAGACCAGAGUGAAAGAAAGCGCGAGGAGAAACAGAGAGGGCGAGGGCCAGAGGGAGAGCGUCCUCUCAUUCCCAAUAAGCCCAGCUUGGAUGUUUCUAGAGACAAGACCUCUCCAGAUAAGGCCAAGACCUCCCCCGUCACCCCAGCAGAAGAACAAAUCAAUGAUCAGAGGUGUUUACCUCCUGGUCAACCCAUCGCUGAAGGUGAGGGAAGCACCGAGAGGAUGAGCCCACCGGCGUCUGUCAAGCCUGGGAUGGAAGCAGCAGAUCCUGCUGUAAUCAGUCACGAUGAGGAGGGAGGCCAUAAUGGAUUUCCAGCAACAUCACAUCAGACCAGGAAGUCCAGCUCGUUUGACAUAGGCAUGGAACGGGAUGUGCCCUACGAUCUGGAGAGGUCUUCAGAUCGCAGAUUCCUUGUGAAAAAACCCUAUUUCCCUCAGUGCAGAAACAGGUCUCUGGACUACCCUGCUGGGACCGGGUGUAUGUAUCCGUCUCUCUUUCCUGCAGAUAUGUGCGGUAUGACGAGCAGCAUGAAGUGCAUGCGUGUUGAGAUUUUUGCACAAUGUAUUUUUUUUCUUUUGCUCCCCAUCUUGUUUUUAUAACAAUAAAAUCUUUCAUUCAUAUUCCAAAAUCUUCAGUAAUUUGUUUUUAGCAUUUGCGGAAGCCUAAACGUGUACACGCUUAACAGAGAUGAGUCAUACCCUACAUAUUGAAUGCAAGCCUCCUUUGCUUCAAUUGGAUUGCCAAAGAAAGAGAUCAUAAAACAUAAUUUAAAGAUGGAAUUUGGCUGUUUUCCAGAUAUGUCUCAUUGCAGCUGGUAGCCGGAUCUGACACUGCUUGGGAUUAGUGUGCUGUUAGAUGAGACCUUCUCCCUUUUUCAAACGAGGACCUUUUAUCUCUCCUCCUUUAAUUGGAGCAGAUUCUUUCCUUGAUAUCAUGUUCCAUUAUUGUGCUAAUUGGCAGUACGGUUUAGCUGAUUCAUCAUCUCUUCCUGCUUUGAGCAGAUUGACGCCAAAUGUGAAAACCCCGGGGCAGUGGAAUUCAGCUCUAAUGACAUUCCAAAAACUACUGCCAAUUAUCCCAGUAAUACAGAACUAUAUAUCAGCAAGUUGCUGCAGGGGACUCAAUUAUCAUCACUGUGAGAAUGAUAAAAGGCUCCACGUGUCACAAGCAUAAAAGCCGGUCAUAAAGAGCGUGCGGGAUCCUCUGUGACCUGUCGGGAUGAGUUUAGGUGUAUUGGAAGUUUAAGCGCCGCAUUGUCACGUUUGUGUUUCUUGUCCACACCGAGAGGUUCUUUUUGCAUGCGGCAGAUAAUAUCUGAGCCUAGCUCCAGUUUUUUUUAAGCUCAAAGCUUUUUUUUUGUCUCCACCCACUCAUGCAAGCUUAAAAAGUUACGUUUGAAAUAUCACCUUCUAAAACGACGGCCAUCUGUCUCCAUAGAAGUGCAGCUUUCAGUUUUAUUUUAUUUUAUGGCCACUUGGGGGCAGCAGAAACAAGCUGUGAACCGCUGACUGUUGAAGAGUCAUUGCUGUGAACACAACACUGACAUUUUAUCGCCCUACAUAUUUCCGGAUUGAGCUAAGCAGCAACAUUAGCAUUCAUUCAGAGUGGUGUUCCAGUCUAACUGUGGAAUUAAGUGUAAUGUAGCUGUCUAGCAUUUUUUUAUUCCCACCACUCACAGUACAUUUGC
Messenger RNA from Pundamilia nyererei, 5670 nucleotides. It is a transcript of the gene carmil3, whose product is annotated as capping protein regulator and myosin 1 linker 3. The record is from RefSeq and is a predicted model, not a curated record. The transcript has 39 exons. Gene Ontology annotation, cellular component: plasma membrane; lamellipodium. The coding region runs from base 251 to 4582 and encodes 1443 amino acids. Gene Ontology annotation, biological process: regulation of Arp2/3 complex-mediated actin nucleation; cell migration. NCBI's taxonomy places the organism in Eukaryota, Metazoa, Chordata, Actinopteri, Cichliformes, Cichlidae.